This is a messenger RNA of Puma concolor (puma), 2007 nucleotides long. It is a transcript of the gene RAPH1, whose product is annotated as Ras association (RalGDS/AF-6) and pleckstrin homology domains 1. Lineage: Eukaryota; Metazoa; Chordata; Mammalia; Carnivora; Felidae. The record is from RefSeq and is a predicted model, not a curated record. Gene Ontology annotation, biological process: signal transduction. Gene Ontology annotation, cellular component: plasma membrane; cytosol.
AUGGAGCAGCUAUCAGAUGAAGAAAUUGACCAUGGUGCUGAAGAAGACAGUGAUAAGGAAGAUCAGGACCUGGACAAAAUGUUUGGAGCCUGGCUAGGGGAGCUAGACAAACUCACUCAGAGCUUAGAUUCUGACAAGCCCAUGGAACCAGUAAAAAGAUCUCCUCUUCGUCAAGAAACAAAUAUGGCCAAUUUUUCUUAUCGCUUCUCCAUAUACAACUUGAAUGAAGCUCUGAAUCAGGGAGAAACUGUGGAUCUGGAUGCCCUGAUGGCCGAUCUUUGCUCAAUAGAGCAGGAGCUCAGCAGUAUUGGUGCAGGAAAUAGUAAGCGUCAAAUCACAGAAACAAAAGCUACUCAGAAAUUACCUGCUAGCCGACAUGCAUCAAAACAUGGCACUUUGAAAGGAUUGUCGUCCUCGUCUAACAGAGUAACUAAAGUGUCACAUGCCAACUACUCCCUGGAUGACAUCACUGCACAAUUAGAGCAGGCUUCCUUGAGCAUGGAUGAGGCUGCUCAGCAAUCUGUACUAGAAGACACUAAGCCGUCAGUAACUAAUCAGCACAGAAGAACAGCAUCAGCAGGCACAGUGAGCGAUGCUGAAGUGCGCUCUAUUAGUAACUCCUCUCGUUCUAGCAUCACCUCUGCAACGUCCAGCAUGGACUCAUUGGAUAUUGAUAAAGUAACACGCCCUCAAGAACUGGAUUUGACACAUCAGGGGCAGCCAAUUACUGAGCAUGCUAUUUCUCUGAGAUGCCCCAGCAAGCAGGCCAAGCAUCAUACUGACUUCACAGAAGAACAGGCUGAGCUGACACCUCACUCCUAUCUGGACAGGGAAACCUCCCUUCUUCUGAGAAACAUUGCAGGAAAACCUUCUCAUUUGCUGACCAAGGAAGAACAGGCAGCAAAAUUGAAAGCUGAGAAGAUCAGAGUUGCCCUGGAGAAAAUUAAAGAGGCUCAAGUGAAAAAGUUGGUGAUCAGAGUUCACAUGUCUGACGAUAGUUCUAAAACAAUGAUGGUGGAUGAGAGGCAGACGGUGAGACAAGUACUGGACAACCUAAUGGACAAAUCCCACUGCGGUUAUAGUUUAGACUGGUCACUCGUAGAAACCAUCUCUGAAUUACAAAUGGAGAGAAUCUUUGAAGACCAUGAAAACUUGGUUGAAAAUCUUCUUAAUUGGACAAGAGAUAGCCAAAACAAGCUUAUAUUUAUGGAACGUAUAGAAAAAUAUGCACUUUUCAAAAACCCACAGAAUUAUCUUCUGGGGAAAAAGGAAACCGCCGAGAUGGCAGAUAGAAAUAAAGAAGUGCUGUUGGAGGAAUGUUUUUGUGGAAGUUCUGUAACUGUACCAGAAAUUGAAGGAGUCCUGUGGCUGAAAGAUGAUGGUAAAAAGUCCUGGAAAAAGCGUUAUUUUCUCUUGCGAGCAUCUGGUAUCUACUAUGUCCCUAAAGGAAAAGCAAAGGUCUCUCGAGAACUGGUGUGCUUUCUCCAACUGGAUCAUGUCAAUGUUUAUUAUGGACAGGACUAUCGGAACAAAUACAAAGCACCCACAGAUUAUUGUCUGGUGCUAAAGCACCCACAGAUCCAGAAGAAAUCUCAGUAUAUCAAGUACCUUUGUUGUGAUGAUGUGAGGACCCUGCACCAGUGGGUUAAUGGUAUUCGCAUUGCAAAGUAUGGGAAACAGCUCUACAUGAACUAUCAAGAAGCCUUGAAGAGGACAGAGUCGGCUUAUGAUUGGACUUCCUUAUCCAGCUCCAGCAUUAAAUCAGGAUCUAGUUCAUCGAGCAUCCCAGAGUCUCAGUCAAACCAUUCAAACCAGUCUGACAGUGGAGUGUCUGACACUCAGCCAGCAGGACAUGUCCGCUCCCAGAGCAUUGUGAGCUCCAUCUUCUCUGAAGCCUGGAAACGGGGCACUCAGUUAGAAGAGUCCAGCAAGCCUCAGGUGCCAAUUGAGAAGGCCAGCACAGCUAAGGUCUGCACCCCUGCAGCAGCCAAGACAGGGUCAAGUUAA